AUGGCUGGUAACCUGGCGGCUCGUAGGGGAUGCCCGAACAUCGCCAACUGUAUCACCACUGUGUGUACGAGUCUAUCGGAUAUCACGUGUGCUGAGUGCCAGAAGAUAUUGUACAAACUUUACAAUUCCGACAAAGAGUGUGCAAGAACUUGUUCAUGGGAGGAUCGGUGGUGCUGGCCCGGAUCCUGUGGCAGUGACAAUUACGCCAGGGAUUGUAGAUGUGACUCCGAGUCGUUCACUACGGUGUUUGAUGACAGCCAGGCCCGGUGUCAACUUACCAAAGCUCCAGAGGUUAUAACCUGUAGAAUGCAGGUGGUUGACGCUAACAGCGAUGCUCUGAUGUCCCCAGUCCCACCAAAUGUACCUACACAUUGUUCCAACCAAAAGGACUUCUACGGAAACAUCCAAGUCGACCGAAUAAUUACCAAUUCUUCCUUUGAAUUAUCAGUCAACGUUUCUCUCGUACCGAAACCUGAAUACGUCACAAACCAUGCGUUUGGUGUGACUGAUGUCAAUAUAGCCAUUGUAAUAAAACCAAUUCUGGGAACUGAAAACAUAGUGAAGAAUAUUAGUCUCCAUAGUGACCCUAACAGCAACAAUCCGAAACAACUGCUGUCAUUUGACAAAGUUAUUGGUAAUAACAGUCCACCAAGACAUUUGUCGAAUGGAGAAAGAAUAUGCUUACGAUUUCUUUCAAGAGGCGGUGGCCAUCUUGUCUCAAAAAAUAUCAUCACACGUAAAGAAACCGAAGUUGCUUUCUUAAAGACGUUUACCGUAAAAGACUUGUGUUAUCAUUAUGACAACGCUCACCCUGUACAUUGCCUCGAGCAGCAUAUAUGUACCAGUGGACUGCUAGAUAUUGAUAGCCGUAUCCUUAUCACUCCAAGUUUCCAGGUAAACGUAUCUGGAUGGGAAGAUCCGUCCCCUGUCUCCGGAAACACUGAAUAUGCUUCCGGUAUAGAUACGUACAUGACCAACGUUUAUGAGGUAAAGCAAGCAGAGCCAGGCUGGCUAGAUGUCGGAAGAGAUCCUAUUGUCAUAUCGCCAAUAAAAGCAAGCCAACCUAUCAGAAUCAUCAUUCCAGAAGACCGACCUAAUCCUGCCUUAUACGCAGUUGUGUUAGAGGUCAAGGACGUUGCCAAUAAUGUCAAACAAGCCAGGCGCUUUGUUAUGCUUGAUAAUUCUUCAAUGGUUUUCGCAAGAGAUGACAAACCCUUUUACUCCACAACAACAACGACUAACACUGCUCACAAGUGGCAAACUAAUCAUGGAGCCCUCUGCUAUUCUUGGACUGACAGGUAUUACAACGAUAAAUUUAAGGAUCUGAAUCUGUUACAGCCAAUAAAACCAGACUACCACGGUCACAUCACUGGUAUAUAUGAACAGAUAUCUGGACUUCUUCCCGUUUCUGGAACGGAAAAUGUGCAUGGAAUAACUGUUUUCUACUUUUCGUUUGCUAAUGAUACAAAAACAAUUCAUACAAAAGAAAAAGUUCCAAAUUUCACAUCACAGAAAAUAUGUUUGUCCCCGACCGUGAAUGAUGGAGAGACCUAUCGUUUUGAUGUCGAGGCACAGGACAUAAUGAAGCACAGCUAUUCUGAAUAUUUAUACACACACAUUGACUCUAGCAGACCCAAAAUAUUCGACAUAGGACUAACAAAAGACGGUUAUAAGCUUUUAAACGUCCAUAACAGUUCGGAUCUCUCCAAAAUGGUUUUGGAGUUUAAUGCACUGGACAUACAUAGCGGUUUGUACUCUGCUGAUUGGUCUCUUGGCACCUCUUUAGGAGGGAGCGAUAUUGGGAAUGGAUCGGUUGGAGUGAGUCGCCUUGCACUAAAUGAAUCCUGUCCAGAACACUCGAACUGCUACUGUCCUUCCGUCGGUCCUUGUGCUCACUUCAACUUUACUUUGAGGCUUAAUUCACUUGUUAACCUUAAUACUCACGUUGGAAAUCACAACCGUGGGUACCAUUUCACGAUUACAGUGACAAACGAAGCAAGACUGGUUAUGGUAGAGCACAUGGAGGUGUUGACCGACGACUCACCGCCGGCCACUGGAGUUGUCAGAGAAGGGCCAGCCGGAGGACUGGACAUCGAUUACACUAGUAAGGAGUCAUUUGUUGCACACUGGGAUGGAUAUAUUGAUCACGAGAGUGGUGUUCGUUUAUACAGAGUAGGCUUGACAAGAUCAUGUUUGGAACAAGACACGUUUAGUGGUACAAAAGUAAGUGGCGGUGUAUACAAAGACAAUGAAACUGCGAUAAUCGAGACUACAUUUAAGUUUGCCCGGUUUACACUGCCAGAGGAAGGCCAAUACUUUGUCUCUGUAGUGGCGUACAAUAAUGCUAUGCAACCUUCAUAUCCUGUCUGUUCGGACGGCAUUUUGUUGGACAAGACUCCCCCUGCGGUAGUCAACGUUACCAUGCGGAGUGCAUCUGUCAUUGAAAAGGUGAUGUGUUCUAAUGAAACAGCAUGGUACAUAUCAAAUAAUUUGACGCGAUAUAGAGUGAACGAUGACAUGUGUGACGAAAUGUGUAGAAAUACUUCCGUGAACAAAUUUAUAUCUAUAUUACCCGAAGAUUCUUCACACGUAUCAAACCACUCAAUAGCCUGCAAGAUUGUUGACAAACUUGGGAUUAUCUACCUUCCAAUUGACCUCAUUCACCUCCACUGGAAUGUUAUUGAAGCGGAAAGCCAGGUUCAUGAGGUUUAUGUAGGUAUCGGUUCAACAAAAGACAGCGGUUCAGCUCCAGAUCUGGUAGACUUCCACAAAUCUCCUCAUAAGUAUUCCUACAAGAAGAGACACAUUGGCCUGAGUGACGGGGAUGAGAUUUAUAUUUUCCUUAAAAUCACAAACAGUGCUGGCCUUUCUUCCGUGUCCUCCAUCGGUCCAGUUCUUGUAGAUGAGACCCCACCUAUCUGUCCUCCAUCUCUUCCUGUCAGUAUAGAAAAUGGUUCUCUGUACACCUACUGGGAUGAGGGAACAUUUUAUGACAACGAACAGAAGGAACCGAUGACUACAUUUUUAUACCGAGUUGGUCAGGAAGACGUCUACGUAUCAGCGUUCCAGCCAAUGGGUGUUCCAGGCACUGCAAAUUGUGUUACAAAGGAGAAGAUUUGUUUGACUAUUCCACUUUCGGAUUUACAUGUGUAUGACGCUGACAUAAAACUCACUUUCAACAUCCAGCUUCACGUGUUUAACAAUGCAGGUUACCACUGUACGGUGGACACUGACACAUUUCAUUUACCGUCUAGGAUUCCUCCAGGACACGGGGUCCUGUAUGACGUCACACAUGACCUCAGUGUGAAAAAUAUGCAAGAUAUCGACGUUUUAAUAUCGUCAAAAGAGUUCUGCGUCACGUGGCAAGGAUUUGAACACAAUGAUGACAUCGCAUUCGAGGUUGGUAUUGGAAGAAUACCGGGAUCAGAUGAUACUACAUCAUUUCAUGAUAUCCCAGAAGUAGAUGUCUACUGUGAAAAUGCGAAAAUCCUCUCAUAUUACCAUCGGUACUUUGUGACGGUACGUGCGUUUACCUCCGGAGGGACAGCGGUAGCAACAUCGGAUGGAUUCACAAUUAUAAAUUCCUCAGACAUAACAGCUUCACUGCGUGUGUAUGAUGGAUACGGUUGUUCUAGUGUCUCACGAGCUUUUCCUGUACAACAGGUCGGAACAAGCAAUAUAUAUGCACCUAGCAAAACGGACCUGCAUGUCGGUCAUGUGUACACACUGGAAUCUAACACGAGUAUAACAGUCGAAAAGGUAUACUGUCCUUUGGGAUCCAGAGGUGUCAAGUGCGUUCCACUCAUAGUAACAGAGGACCCUAAUAUGUUCCGGAAAUUCCAAAUCUAUGAGAUAGACGCUGAUGCGGACGACGUUAGAAACAACAAGGAUUCAUUCUAUGCUGCAAACAUCGGUGACAAAAUGUCCUGGUUACACGAAGCCGAGCUCGACUUCACUGCCGAACCUGUUCGUCCAGGUGGGGUUAUCCUGGGAAUGGGCGAUCAGCCAAUCACGUGGUUCCUUGUUAGGGAUUCAAAUAGUCUCAAUCAGUCGUGUGAAGAAAAUCCAAAUUGUGUUGCAAUUGUGCAAACAUUCGGAGGGUUUUCCGCUUUCCGUGGCGUCAAUCUUGAAAAUGGGAUAAUGUACUUUAUAUGUGCAGACAUAAGUGAUAUCACUGGGAAUAAUAGAGAUGAAAUGCCUUCAUUUCAAACGUGCGGAAAUGGGUUUUUCGUAGAUAUAAAUCCGCCUUCUACUGGUGACGUCACUAUAACAUCCGAGAGAGACUACAUCAUAGAUCAAUCAAGCCUUGUGGUACACUGGGACGGAUUCAAGGAUUUCCUUGGAUAUAAAACUUUAGGAUAUCCAUUUACUUUAGCAUCGUUUACGUAUUGUAUAGGAAGUGAACCAUUAGGACAAGACCUGGUGGCAAAAACCAACGUCGGCUUGUACCAGUCCAUUAUAAUUCAUAACCCAGCACUCCGACCAGGAGAAAUGUAUUACGCAACAGUUACAGCGUUUGACCACGUGGGACAUUCAACGUCUGCCGUUUCAAAAGGUGUAAUUUUUGACAGUACUCCACCCGUGAUUGAAUUCGUGCAAGUUGGAACCUAUUUGAAACCAAAAGCUAUUGUCACAGCAGAAAUCAGCAUCCAUUUGAUCGGUUGCCAUGAUGAUGAAAGUGGAAUUUCUCAAACUCUACUAGGUAUUGGAUCGACAGAACACGUACCCGACAUCAUAGACUAUCAGGGGUUUACAGGAGAGUUUGCUUCUCUGUCUAACCUCACGGCAUUAUACGAUGGUCAUCAAUACUAUGCUGUUAUUCUUGUUACAAACGGAGCAGGACUGUCUUCAGUGGCGGCUUCAGACGCAUUUGUCAUAGACCGGUCUUCACCAACAGAUGGCGUUGUACGGGAUGGUCUUUUAAAUUUUGAUAUUAACUUCCAACCAAACACGACUCACGGUGGUUGUAACUGGUCAGGCUUUAGUGAUCCGCACUCGGGGAUCAGGUACUACUCGGCAGGGUUGUCAACUAUGCCACUCGGAGAUGACGUCAGACCUAUGUCAUUCACUGGAACUAGAACAGAAUUUCAGUGGACAUAUAGCUGUGUACCUGGGACUACUUACUACUGUACGGUACGAGCUUGUAACGGAGCUGGACUAUGUACGUCUGUAUCAUCUAACGGUUUUACAACAGACUAUUCUCCGCCAACACCGGGAAUUGUCCAUGUUGGUUUUGACGGUCAUCACUCCAGAUACUGGGCGCAUGCAAACUCAAUUCAAGUUCAGUGGUUUGGAUUCGUUGAUGCAGAAUCUGGCAUAAUGAACUACGAAGUCUGCGUUAGACACACCGACAACAGCAACUGUGAUAUUGUACCGUUUACAAACGUGUUUAUGUCCAACAUGAUGACGAACCCGGUCAAUCUGCCACAGAAAGUGCCGCUGACUGUUGAGGUCAAGGCCUACAACACCCUCAACAUGUCUGUCAAGAUUGUUUCGGAUAGUUUUAUUGUCGACCCUACGCCUCCUAUCCUGAUGACUGCUCCUGUUCUAGGAGCGGGAAACGGUGAAAAUGAUCCACAAGUUAUUGUACAGUCGGACCCAUCUCUUGUAACGCUGACAUGGAAAUUCAAAGACGAUGAAAGUCCUAUUAUAAAACAUAUCGUUUCUGUAAAAACACACCAUGACGGACAUACACCUGUCGAAAACGUAUAUUUGUCGACGGAAAGUAGUCACAUAUUUACUCUCGAACCUCGCGACUGGUUGAGACCUGGUGAUUCCUACACAGCUAUCGUGACCGCAUGUAAUGAAGCGGGACUUUGUACAUCGGCAACCUCCAACGAUUUGCUUGUUGAUCCGACCCCUCCUCAUCGUGGAGGAUUCGAAGAACCCCUGACAUGGCACAUGUCUUCAGACUCAAACGAAACUGUGUCGUUCAUUAAUCUGACCUUGCACGGAUUCAAGGAUACAGAAUCAGGAAUCAAGACUUACUACGUCACGGUAGGCGACUCCUACAGUGGAUCAGAAAUAAGUAACGGAUUGAUUACCUUCCCGCCGUCAGGAUUAAACGGUGAAUUGGAAUUAGUCCAGCUGAUUCUGACCGAACACCUGCAAUCGGGACGACAGCUGAUAUUUUCGGUCUGGGUAGAGAAUAACGCUGGUCUAUUUAGUGACACUGGCAAAGUGACUGUCACUGUAAUAGCGUCCGACAGUAAGAUCACUUACGGGUAUUUGGAAAUUCUAAAACAUUCUUGCGACGCAGAAUAUUGCAAUAGGGAUUGCACGUGCGCCGUUAUAACACAAAAGUGCCACACAAUCGAUGUAGAUACCGAUUGCAAAGAAGAAAAUAAAACGGACGAUUAUGACUUAAGAAUCCAUGUCCAUCACGGAGGCAAAAACAAACAACGAGAAGCUUUAUCGGCGACUUCCGCCUGUAUUUCUGCCAAUUGGACAGUAACUGGAACACGGGGACAGGGCAUCAAACGAACAGAGUGGAGCAUGGGACAGCUAGACAUGCCAAUAGGAACUGGAAUAUUUGAUCCUUUACUGGAAAAUCUGUGGUAUGAUAUAGGACAAAGGACAUGGGUGACACAUUGCUUGCAAGGAGCAAACCACCUACUGCACGACACGAGUUAUGUAGUGUACAUCAGAGCGUGGACAUCUACGUCAGACUUUACUGUCUUUACUUCAGCUGCGGUACACAUAGAUACUACGCAUCCGUCUGUAAGGAAAGGGCAAUACAUCAGAGAAAAUUUAAACGAAUCGUGUGACCACGACAUUGAUUUUACAACAACCUUGGACACGCUUACCGCGUGCUGGUCGGGUGUGUUUAGCGACCCGCAGAGUGGUAUUGAUAUGUACUUUGUCGCGCUAGGGACUAUUCCAGGAGGUGACGAUGUCAUAUCCAUAAGCAAAGUUGGGCAGAACACCUCGACGUCAUGGGUUAAUUUAACGCUUUCUCCUGGUACAAAGUAUUACGUUAGUGUGACGUGUAUAAACCACGUGGGGAUCCAUACAACGAUUGUAUCUGACGGCGUUUUGGUUGACAACGAACGUCCCCAUGCCGGCGUUGUCUUUAACACUGACAGCUUCCGUAACGGUCAUGCGCAAAACACUAGAGAUGUCGGAGCCUCGUUCUGGGGUUUUGACGACAGACAUUCUGCCAUUGAGUCUUUUUAUAUCGCUUUACAGAUAUCAAAUGGAGAUUUUACGACGGAUAAUAUUUCCCUUAAAUUCCAACAUAUAGGUUUAAGAAACACAUUCACAUUUUAUAACACUUCUCUAGUAACAGGACAGUGGUAUAGGUUUGCCGUAAAAGCUCGAGACGCUGCAGGAUUCGAAAGCGAUCUUGUGUAUUCGCCUCGAGCUUUGUUCGACUCGACACCACCAGUUCAUAUUGAUAUCACAACGGUUUCUGUGACAGAAAAAGUGGCUUCAACUAACGGAACUUUGUAUUGGAUGAAGGAACUGGACGAUGUGACAGGACCAACUGUAUAUAGACUGUAUAUUUCGUCUGCGAAUAUUACUUCCUCCAAUCUUUUCGAAGUUUCGUUUGAAAACCAAAAGCAACUCCAUUCCGUAAUAAUGGAGACCAUUGGAACAUACACAGUCGCCAUUUCUUUCACCAGCUCGCCGUUCUACAAAGGUAACCGUUCAAUAUCAGUUCUUGCGCAUGAUAUGCCUAUAUACGCUGAAAUUGAUCUCACCUUAUUAACCUCAGAUGACGUCACAGUGACAGGUCAGACGAACAAUGUGAUCGAUGUACAACAGGUCUCUACUACGGAACUCCAGAUCAACGGCAAUAUUAUAGACGCUGAAAGUGGAAUCAGGGACAUCUAUGUUGGUCUGGGAUCUAAUCGAGGUGGAUUCCAAAUGUAUCCUCUUUUACAUGUGUCGUCGUCUUACAAUAUCCUACUUCCGGUAGAGGCGCCUCAUGGGCAACCAGUGCACGUAACUAUAACUACUGUGAGUCAAGCCGGAUGUUGGAGUCACUUUCACUCACGUCCUGUCAUAAUGGAUCACACAGCACCAAUCAUAUCAAACACGUUGAUGACUACAACUUUUAGUGUAGAUGAAGUUCAAACGCUGACAAGUGUCAAGGUCACAUGGAAGGUCACGGAUGAACAAAGUUCUUAUAUCGAUUGCUUCUGUGAGAUAGGAACAAACAUGAUGAGCGGGAUACUGUACCGUGGUAAAGGCAAGAGCGAGUGUGAAACUCCCUAUACGUAUAUACAACAUGGGACUAAUGUAUUUACACGUAUACGAUGUUUGAAUAGCGCCAAUCUACAACAGUCAACCUUGGUUGGUCCCAAAACUGUCAUUCUUAGCGCACCGAAUGUCGCCAAGGUGAGAAUUGCAUUUGAUACCGCUUAUGAUACAGCUUUCGGUCUUCCGGUGAUACCGUCCUCGUCGAAGUUAACGUUCUCUUGGGAAAAUUUUGACGAUUCUUACGGAAUCAAGAGUUAUUCGUACAGAAUCUAUCGAGGCACUCAGGGUUUAACGGAGUGGGAAAAGACUGACUUGCGCAAUUAUGCUUCGUUGGACCAUACAGGCAAACAUGACGACGGUAUCUACACUGUAGAAGUGAAAGCAUGUGCCUAUGACGGGUUGUUCUGUCAAGUUGUAAACGGAUCGGUUUUGAUUUCGGGGAUUUCGCCAAGCCUAACAGGGCUUCCUGCGGCAGUCACUAGACAAGAUGCUGGCCUGGAGCUGGUAUGGGACGAUGCAUUUACGAUACAACCAUCAUUACUUCCCCGAUAUACAGUCACGGUCGGUUCUGAGAGAGGUUUUGUGGACCUAGUACGUUUUGUGGAGACUACAGAGCAACGCCAUGUUAUAAUCGAUUAUUUCAGCGGAAGUGACGUAUUCGUCGUUAUCAAGUGUUCCUAUGUAACAGGAUUAUUUACUACAUUCAGCGGAAAGUUGCCCGUGUUUUGAAGUUUAUUGUUGAUUUUUGUAUACUGAAACAUUUAUAAUCAGGACAAUAUGUAGAAAAUACCAUAAACUGAUUCGGAAAAGUCAUUUAA
Molecule: messenger RNA, 9023 nt
Organism: Mizuhopecten yessoensis (Yesso scallop)
Lineage: Eukaryota; Metazoa; Mollusca; Bivalvia; Pectinida; Pectinidae
Exons: 18
Coding region: 1-8934 (2977 amino acids)
Molecular function (GO): protein binding
Source: RefSeq, a predicted model, not a curated record